AUGCAACCGAGCAACGGCUCCAAAGACGUGUCGUCGGCGGCGGCCGAGAAGACUUGCGGUGCCACUGGCAGUUCCGGCAACCAGCAGUUCUGCUUGCGGUGGAACAACUACCAGAGUAACCUGACCAAUGUGUUCGACCAACUGCUGCAGAACGGCACGUUCGUGGAUGUGACGAUCGCCUGUGACGGUCACACUCUCAAGGCUCACAAAAUCGUGCUGUCCGCUUGCAGCCCGUACUUCCAGAGCAUGCUGGCCGAGAACAAGUGUAAGCACCCGAUCGUCAUACUGAAAGACGUCCAGUGGCCUGAGCUCAGGGCCGUCGUCGAUUUUAUGUACAAGGGAGAGAUAAACGUUUACCAGGAACAGAUUGGCCCACUAUUACGCGUUGCUGAGACCCUGAAAGUCCGCGGUCUGGCCGAUGUCAGCAACGAACAACUCACCGGCGGCGGUGGAUGUGAACCACAGGCCGCGGCCACCGUGGUGACGCCCACGACAGUAGCACCCGAAUCUCCCAAACAGCCAGCCCGCAAGCGGCACAGGCUGUCACCACCGGCGGCUAGCCCAGAGUCGGUAAUGUCCGACAUGGGAUCGUCAGCCGCGGACACGCCGCUCAACUUACACCACAUGCCGCCUCCCCCGGCCCCCCAUCACCAGCAGCAGGUGCAGUCGCACGUGCACCAGCACCACCACCACCAGCAGCAACAGCAGCAACAACAGCAGCAGCAACAACAACAACAACAACAACAACAACAACAACAACAUCAGCAGCAGCAGCAACAUCAGCAGCAGCAGCAACAUCAACAACAACAGCAGCAGCAGCAGCAGCAACAGCAGCAACAGCAGCAGCAGUCGUCACAACAGCCACCGGCACCACAGGCCAUGCCGCCGUCCGCCUCGUCCGCUUCAUCGUCGUCGUCGUCAUCGUCGUCGAUACCACCGCCGAGCAGCGUGGCUGACGAUAUGGAGAUAAAGCCAGGCAUCGCCGAGAUGAUACGCGAGGAAGAAAGAGCCAAAAUGUUUGAAAGUUCUCAAGCCUGGCUCGCAUCCACGUCCUCGCCAAUGACAUCCGACAGUUACCAGUACCAACUGCAGUCCAUGUGGCAAAAGUGCUGGAACACCAACCAGAGCCUCGUGCACAACCUACGGUUCAGAGAGCGCGGUCCGCUCAAGUCGUGGAGACCAGAGACGAUGGCCGAGGCCAUACUGUCCGUGCUCAAAGAGGGCUUGUCGCUGUCACAGGCCGCUCGGAAGUACGACAUACCAUAUCCAACGUUCGUGCUGUACGCCAAUCGGGUACACAACUUGCUCGGUCCCUCCGCAGAUGGUGGCGCAGACUUAAGGCCUAAAGGCAGAGGACGUCCUCAAAGAAUAUUGUUAGGAUUUUGGCCAGAAGAUCAUAUUCAAAAUGUAAUCAGGACUGUUGUGUUUAGAGACGCACAAAACAUCAAAGAAGAAGCAUUACACCUUUACCCAAGAAUACCGUGUUUAUCCGACCCAAUGUCUGGUGGUCACUAUGGUAACAACGCGGUUCAGUCGGUUGAAGGUCCCGUGUCGCCAAACUCUGCCGCGGCCGCCGUGGCCGCCGUCGCGCAGGGUAUAAGGCAGCAAAUGAUGGCCGCCGCCGGACAUAACAUCUCUCCUUCAUCGGGUGUCGACGCGUUCGCCCUACUCGCCUCUUCGCACCUACCCAGUCCGGCUGACAUGUCACCAAAUUCGUCUCCGCCCGAUUCACCGUUAGUUUCCAACAACAACGUCGAGGUGAGCCUAAGUGGUUACAAGCGAUCCAUCGACCACUCCAACCAAGACAAUGUGUUCGUUGAAGACAUUGAUGAGCUAGUGAAGAACAGCCAUUGUACCGGGGGCUCGUCAAUGGGCAACACCAUCGAUCAGCAGCCGUUGCCGUUAGUCAUCGAACAACGGACCGAAUAA
Messenger RNA from Macrosiphum euphorbiae (potato aphid), 1929 nucleotides. Lineage: Eukaryota; Metazoa; Arthropoda; Insecta; Hemiptera; Aphididae. The record is from the annotation of a GenBank genome assembly.